UAUGCUUGGGUGUAGCUCUGGUGCAGCUGGAAGAGUCAUGUUAAGGGUGUUGUCUACAUAAUUGAUUCAAACAAUGUUUAAAGGAAAAAUGCGGCCCGAAAAUUAUGCGAUACUGGUGUUCUUGUGCAGUUUUACGUUCCACGAAAUUCAUGGUCAGCGAUAUACUCAAUACAACCAAAACAAUCCGUACAAUCCGUACAAUCCAUACAAUCCAUACAAUUCAUACAAUCCAUACAGUCAACACAGCAAUAUCACAUGGUGCACUAUCUCCAAUGCUGAGCAGUACAAAUGUACAAAUUUUUCUAUGGCAGUCGAGCGUGAAAAAGCCUUCUUUGGUGAAAACUAUUUCAAGGUGAUUUGCAAGCAAGCUUUCAACAAGGAAGAAUGUAUGAGUUUGGUGGAGAACGAAGAUGCAAAGAUAACAUCAUUAGAUGCUGGAGAGGUCUUUGUAGGUGGAAGAUAUCACAGUCUCAUACCGAUAAUGCAAGAGUUAGAUCUGAAUCGUGUGAAAUAUCAAUACGCUGUUGCGGUGGUUAAAAAAGGCUCUCUGCCCGAUGUACAAACUUUGCACGAUCUUAAAGGCAAGAAGGCCUGUUUUGCUGGCGUAGGAACAUUAGCAGGUUGGGUUCUUCCUAUUAAUAUUCUUAUGAAGUAUGGAGGAAUGGACAUUACUGAUUGUAACAAUCAUGUGCAGACAACGGUUAACUUCUUUGGGCCUAGCUGUGCGGUAAAUUCAUUGAUUGAUAAAUAUAAUCCACUUGGUGAUAAUUCCGAUCAGCUAUGCCGUCUAUGCAUUGGGAAAGUACCUGGUCAAAAGUGCACGAAUCAAGAUCCUUAUUCAGGAUACGGGGGAGCCUUCCGCUGCUUAGUUGAAGCAGGCGACAUUGCCUUCUUAAUACAUACAACUGUACAAGAAAUGACUUCAACGACGUUUGAUUUCACCGCUUUGAGGAAGGAACAAUUUGAGCUACUGUGCAGAGACGGCACUCGCAGAUCCGUGGACGAGUACAAAACCUGCAAUUGGGGCACAGUGCCAUCUCGCGCGAUAGUCACGUCUUCCGCGGUUAACUUCGAAGAUAUUAAAAAAUACCAACAAUUUCUUUUGCAAGCAGCACAAAUAUUCAACAAGAACAAAAUUGGCACAGCAGACUACAAUAAAGAUAAUAAAGAUAAUAAUAGAGGAUUCAACAAUCCAAAUGAAUAUAGCAUAGACUGGGACAAUCGUAACGGGUACAAUCGAAGCUUUGGUAGCGAUGGCAGAAUCAAUGACACAUAUACAAACAACAAUUAUAACAUAAACAACAAUUAUAACACAAACAACAAUUAUAACACAAACAACAAUUAUAACAACAACUUUCCCAGAAACUACAAUGAGUCUGUGCAAGUACGACCGAUAGAAGUAUUUGAUUUGUACGAAUCGGCGCCCAGAUAUGGAAAACAGCACAAUUUAAUGUUUUCUGAUUCUACAAUCGAUUUUCAAAAACUGCCUGAAGAAGAGCAAACGUACGGAAAAUACUUGGGCAAAGCUUUAGACCUUAUAUUGGGAAUACGUCAUUGCCCCGUAAAUCGGAUGAUAUUGUGCGUUACGUCCCAGCCGGAAAUGGACAAAUGUUUAAAAAUGAAAACUGCCUUAAGAUCCCAGCUCUUGAAACCAGACUUGGAUUGUCGCAAAAGUCACAGUCAGAUAAAAUGCAUGGAAUCAAUACAUAACGGAGAGUCCGAUAUAGCUGUAUUAGACGCCAGUGAUGUGUAUACUGCUGGAUUGAACUACAAUCUGAUUCCGUUUAUGUCCGAAGUAUAUAAUCUCGAAACACCAGAUUAUUAUGUCGUCGCCGUUGCCAAAGAAGAGGACGACAACACAGAUCUCACGUACCUUAAGGACAAAAACACCUGUCACCCUGGAAUCAACAUGGCUGCGGGCUGGGUUUAUCCAUUGGCGCAUCUUAUCUCUAAUAGUUUGAUCAGAGGAUACGGCUGUGAUUCCGUGCGCGCCGCCGCCGAAUACUUCAGCAAAUCUUGCGUGCCAGGCGCGCUUAGUACCGAGUACAAUAUAGGUGUGCCUUACGAUAACAUGUGCGAUUUAUGCCAUGGAGUGAGCCAGAGAUACUGCCGAAGAGACGCUUCCGAAGAUUACUUUGGUUAUACAGGUGCUUUUAGAUGUUUGGUGGAGGGAGGCGGGGACGUGGCCUUCGUGAAACACACGACGGUCGCGGAGAACACCGACGGCAAGCGCAAAGAGUUCUGGGCGCGCAAUACCUUCACGAAGGACUUCGAACUGCUAUGUAUGGACGGCACGCGUCGCCCUACCUCGGAUUAUAAGAACUGCAACUUGGGCAAGGUGGCCGCUAACGCUAUAGUCACGCGUGGCGAUUAUUACGGCUACAACGAUAAGCAGAUUAACGCGUACAUCAAUCUGCUCACAUACGCGCAACAAUUCUACGGCCGGAAGGAACAGGACGAGUUCAGCUUCAGCAUGUAUUACAGCCUGCCGCCCUACAGCGAUCUCAUCUUCCAAGACGCUACCCAAAAGUUGAUAGUCAUCCCGCCGGAGAAGCGGGAGUACAGCGCGUAUCUCGGACAAGAUUUUAUGAGAGCUAGGAGAGUCGUGGAUUGCCACGCUGGCGCCUCCGCUGUAAGCUAUUCAGUAUUUGCCACGAUAGUUAUGAUCAUUUUCACUUUUGCAUUUGGUAGAUAAAUAUCAAGAUUUAUGACAAGAUCUGCACGAAUACGCGAAAAAUUCGUGUUGAGAUUACCAAUGAAACACAAGGAUCUGUUAAAUAAGAGAUCUAGUACAGUAUGUUUGAUCACAUAUUGGCAGCAUAGUAGAUUUUCUCGCUGUAACAUAAGCUAGCACUAACAUUAUAUAUGAGGCAUAUUCUAAAUAUUAGUCAAACGUUGUUUUAUACAUAUUUUACAAGUGUAACUUAGCAGUACAAAUGACUGAAAGAUAGAGUUCAAUAUAUAAAUUCCGUGCCUUUGUGUCCGUCCAACGGAGGUUGAACCUCUAAACAUAUCCGUCCAAAUACGAUAUAAAUUGAGAACAUUCAGAUAAUUUUAAGAAUUAUACAUUUUAAUAAUUUGAUAUAUGUAUAUUUUAUAUACACCGUCCACAUUAAUGUUUUUAUAUUAAAUAAAUUUAAUAUUGAAUAAAGUUUAUAAAGAAUUUUCA
Molecule: messenger RNA, 3169 nt
Organism: Linepithema humile (Argentine ant)
Lineage: Eukaryota; Metazoa; Arthropoda; Insecta; Hymenoptera; Formicidae
Source: RefSeq, a predicted model, not a curated record